CACACGUGUGGAGCCAUGGCGGACCUACAGAUGAAAUUACUGCGGAAGAAAAUUCAAAAAAGGAGUGAAAAGAAUAAAGAACGCAAACUCCUAAAGAAUCAGAAAGAAAGCCAAGAAGAAGAUGCCAGUGCUGUGAUUGGAGAAUGUAAUGCAGAAGUGAAUGACGAGACUGUUUCACCUCCUGAGACGGCUCAAAAUGACCAGCCGGCAAAAAAACAAGACGACGUAUCCACAGAAAACAUGAAUGCUGCUGAGCAGAGCUCUGUCAAAAAGAAGAAAAAGAAGAGGAAGCUGGACAACAUAAAUAACUCAACUUCUACGGGUCCAAAGAAAUCUAAACAGGCUAACGAUCAUUCAGAGGAACAAAAUUCUGAGGAAAUGGUGGAGGAAGCAGAGGUGGAGAGUGAUGAGAAAGAUGUAGAAGGUGGAGAUUCAGAGAUGGCUUCAGAAACACCUGAAACAGAAGAGAAUGCACCUGAAGGAGGGCAGGAAGAGAAGGAUAGUAUUAAAGAUGAGGAUGAAGAAGAGAAUGAUGAUGGACCUGCACUUCCAUCUGGACUGACAGGGGCAUUUGAGGACACAUCGUUUUCCUCCCUGGCUGAGCUAGUGAGUGAGAACACUCUGAAAGGGAUAAAGGAGAUGGGUUUUGAACAUAUGACGGAGAUUCAACACAAAUCCAUCCGGCCCUUACUGGAGGGGAGAGAUGUCUUGGCAGCUGCUAAAACAGGCAGUGGAAAAACCUUGGCCUUUCUCAUCCCUUCCAUUGAGCUCAUCUACAAACUCAAAUUCAUGCCUAGAAAUGGUACGGGGGUGAUUAUCCUCUCGCCCACCCGUGAGUUGGCCAUGCAGACCUAUGGUGUGCUGAAGGAGCUGAUGACUCAUCACGUCCACACCUAUGGCCUCAUCAUGGGGGGCAGUAACCGUUCUGCAGAGGCCCAAAAACUGGCCAACGGCGUCAACAUCCUUGUAGCCACACCCGGACGACUGCUUGACCACCUGCAGAACACACCUGGUUUCAUGUAUAAGAACCUGCAGUGUCUGAUUAUUGAUGAGGCUGAUCGGAUUCUGGAGGUUGGCUUUGAGGAGGAGCUGAAGCAGAUCAUCAAACUGUUGCCAAAGAAGAGACAGACGAUGCUCUUCUCCGCCACGCAGACCCGGAAGGUGGAAGACCUGGCACGAAUUUCUCUGAAGAAAGAGCCGUUAUACGUGGGAGUGGACGACAACAAAGAGGUGGCCACGGUGGACGGUCUGGAACAGGGUUAUGUUGUCUGUCCGUCAGAGAAGAGAUUCCUUCUCCUCUUCACUUUCCUCAAAAAGAACCGAAAGAAGAAACUGAUGGUGUUUUUCUCCUCCUGCAUGUCAGUCAAGUUCCACUAUGAGCUUCUCAAUUACAUUGACCUGCCCGUCAUGGCCAUCCACGGCAAACAGAAGCAAACAAAACGAACGACCACGUUCUUCCAGUUCUGCAAUGCUGACUCGGGCAUCCUUCUGUGCACAGACGUGGCCGCCAGAGGUCUGGACAUUCCUGAGGUCGACUGGAUCGUCCAGUACGACCCGCCCGAUGACCCAAAGGAAUACAUUCACCGUGUCGGGAGAACAGCUCGUGGGAUUAAUGGACGAGGACACGCUCUGCUCAUCCUGAGGCCAGAGGAACUGGGCUUCCUGCGUUUCCUCAAACAGGCCAAGGUUCCACUGAGUGAGUUUGAAUUCUCCUGGAGUAAGAUCUCAGAUAUUCAGUCCCAGUUGGAGAAGCUGAUUGAGAAGAACUAUUACCUGCAUAAGUCGGCGCAGGAGGCGUAUAAGUCCUAUGUGAGAGCGUACGACUCUCACUCCCUCAAACAGAUUUACAACGUCCAGACCCUUGACCUCCCCAAGGUGGCGCUCUCCUUCGGAUUCAAAGUACCACCUUAUGUCGACCUCAACGUCCACAGCAGUAAAGGAGUGAAGCUGCAGAAAAGGGGGGGCGGCGGGGGAUUUGGCUAUCAGAAAUCCAAAAACGUCCACAAAGCCAAAAUCUUCAAACACGUCAACAAAGGCAACAAGGGAGGAGACCGCAGACAGUUUUCUCGCUAAACUCGCACCGUCAGUCUCUCCAUAUUGCUGUUGUCAUCAGUCUUGUCAUAUGAAUAUUUAGAUGAAGUGUAUGACUUGACUCUUCUCCGGAGACCUGUCUAAGCUAAAUGCUUCUGGCUGUCUUUUUGAGAACUGUUCAGACAGACAGCCUCAUGUUAUAGGGUUGACCUGGCUCAAGGUUAGUCCUCUGCAUUCCACAUGUCCCAGCAAGUAUGUCAUUCUCUAUGGAUACCCUUAAAAGUGAACCUUGUCUGAACAUGUAACUUCAUAUAAGUUAAGUUUUGCAUUGUCCUCUUACCCUA
Chanos chanos (milkfish) is the source of this 2375-nucleotide messenger RNA. RefSeq names its product DEAD (Asp-Glu-Ala-Asp) box polypeptide 18 (gene ddx18). NCBI's taxonomy places the organism in Eukaryota, Metazoa, Chordata, Actinopteri, Gonorynchiformes, Chanidae. Gene Ontology annotation, molecular function: ATP binding; nucleic acid binding; RNA helicase activity. Bases 16 to 2073 code for a protein of 685 amino acids. The transcript has 14 exons. The record is from RefSeq and is a predicted model, not a curated record.